AUGCAGUAUUAUAAUCAACAACAACAACAGCAUCACCAUCACCAUCACCAUCACCCACAACAUCCGCAACAGCCCCAGCAACAACAACAACAGCAGCAGCAGCAGCAGCAGCAACACCAUCACCUUCACCAUCAUCAGUACUUCAACCCACAUGCCCAGUACCAGGGCAUGGUUGCCCCCAAUGGUGCUGCCGUUCCCCCGCCGCCACCACCGCAAGCACAAUACUACCCGCCACACGGUGGGGUCAUCUCCCCAUCUACGUACUACAAUCAUGGCCACCACAUGCAGCACCAGCACCGCCAGCGACAGGGGCCGGGUGUCGGGUACGGCAACGUGGGACGCGCAGGGUAUAACGCCCCGUACAUGCCGGGUGGUAACUACGACAUGGGCAGCUACACCGCGCCACAGCAGCCGUAUUACCGUGACAGCUACCGUGGGGGCCGUGGUCGCGGCGGUGGGCGGGGCGGAGGUCACGUCCCCGGAAGUGAGAGCCGUGAGUCAUACUUCGCUGUGCACCUCAAAGACUUCGCCGAGUUGGAGGAGGCAGGGCGGCGUGACUCCAUCCGCGAGUCACUGGACUCGACUGUGCUUGGGAAGAUGAAUCGUCGCGCGUCAUCUGGGACGCUGAAGGUGCUCGCGAUCGUAGGCCGGAGCUACCUCGCCGCGUGCAUGUCAGUGCCGCACUCUGAAGACGACAUCGUUCUGUCGAAGGAAACCGCGAUGGAGUUUAUGCAGGUGGAGCACGUGCAUUGCGACGAUGGCUUGCGUUUGGUGGACGUUGAAGACGGCGCCCAUGUUGCAAAGCAUGUGUACGCCACACUGCGCACGGCCCUGGCGCAGCUGACGGCGUACGACAAGCCGCAGCACGGGGUUGGGGCUGAGACCGAGAUUAGUCUCCUUGCACCACCAGGGGCGCCGUUGCUGAAGGACAUUGUCACCAGUCGUGCAGUCUUUAACACGCUUUCCGCGUUCCUGGAACGCGAUGACGAUGAAGCAACAGAGCUGUGGACACGGCUUCUGCUCGAACCUUCCUCCACUGGAGGAAAUGAGAGCGCCGACACCUAUCCACAGCAGCAACAGCAACAACAAGUUGCAUCUGGCAAACUCAACGCUUCUACUCCUCUCCCCUCUUGCGGGGUGGGGCUUCUCUCCACGGCACAGGGAACACGGCUCUUUAGAGUUGCGCUUGCGCAUCCAAAGAGACGGGAGACACUGUUCCGCUUGCUCCUCGAUGCAGCAUCUCCGUCUGCUGUGGUAAAUUCAACAACACCGUCUCCAACCUGUGCCGCGGAGCAGCUUUUAAUGGCUCUGUUCUCCUGCUCCCUUGCCUCACGAUUUGUCUUUGAGUGCUUUGGCCUGGUGGAGGGAACGACGCGCUGCGAUGACGAGGUGGAUGUGCUCUGUGCCGGUCUGGAGCGCCUCGCUCUGCGGGUUGUAUGCAGCAAUGGCGGUAGCUUCAUGAUGACCGCACUGGUUAAAGAACUCUGUCCAAGCCGCUUUGCUGGGGGACAGAAGACAGGCGGGAAACGUGGACGCGAUACGGAGGCUGAUCGCCAGCAGCAGCAGCAACAACAACAACAGCAGCGCGACGAAAAUGAUAACAACGAGCAAGGAACAAAGGAGGAUGAACACAAUAACGAUGAGACGGGUGACCGGCCCCCGCACUCGCCCUUAACAAGGGCGAACUACCAGAUGCAGGAGGGGCCGUCCGACUGGCGGCUGUUCCGCGCCGUAGCUCGGGCCUUCGUGUCGGGCCCCGUUCCCGGUGACACGGGCGAAGAGGCGGCGACGCUGUCUCGCCGAGUAAAGCUGUUGACGCAGCACGUCGUUGCGUGCCGCGCGAUACAGAGCUUCAUUCCAUUCUUUGCCGACGCUAUUGUCCAGGUGGGGAUGGAGGCGCAGCAGUCACAGUCUGGCAACGGCGCUUCGCCGCAGUCGGCGCAGUUCUACGACGACUGUGUGAAGAUCCUCAGCGAGAUAGCGGGCCAGAACGGGUUGUUGGCGAACCAUAGUUAUGGGAACUACGUGCUGCAGACGGUCAUUGAUGAGCUGGCGCAACGCGCCGUUCCUGGGUCCCCCAUUGCCGAGAUGCUGCAAAACGUGUUCGAUGCGCUGGCCAGUUCAAUCUUCGAUGUCAGCAUUCAGAAAUUCGCCUCCAACUGCGUGGAGACGGCGAUUGCGGUGUGCAACACGCUCCCAGACGGCAACGCGCAGGUGCUGCGCUUCGCCACUGCUCUCCUCGGGGAGGGGCCAAGUAGGAUGAUGCACGUGGCGCUGCACCAGUACGGUAACUACGUGGUGCGCAAGAUCCUCAACCGGCUGACAGCCCUGGCGACGGGCGCCGCGGCGGCGACACCGGCGGAGGUGGAGGAGGCGAGCGUGCUGGAGCUGCGGUACUUCCAGACGCUCACGCUGCAGUUCCACCAGCUGCGGCAAACCUCCUACGGCGCGGGGCUGCUUGGGUGGGUGCAGAACCAGCGCGACCGAAUGCGCCCUGCGGCAGCACCAGCACCAACAGCAGCUGCCGCCGUCGCCGCUGAGUGA
Trypanosoma grayi is the source of this 2544-nucleotide messenger RNA. RefSeq lists its product as hypothetical. The record is from RefSeq and is a predicted model, not a curated record. Gene Ontology annotation, molecular function: RNA binding. The transcript has a single exon. Bases 1 to 2544 code for a protein of 847 amino acids. NCBI's taxonomy places the organism in Eukaryota, Euglenozoa, Kinetoplastea, Trypanosomatida, Trypanosomatidae.